Haemonchus placei is the source of this 234-nucleotide messenger RNA. The record is from the annotation of a GenBank genome assembly. NCBI's taxonomy places the organism in Eukaryota, Metazoa, Nematoda, Chromadorea, Rhabditida, Trichostrongylidae.
AUGACACGGCUCGAUCCCUACAGUGCCUCUUUACGAGAGGAACAGAAAGCGAUUCUUAAUGGAUUACUAGGGUUGAUCUAUGAUAACUAUGAUACUACACGAAGGAUAGAAAGCACAGUGAACAGUAUUUAUCGGAUAACGAUCGCAUUAUUGGUUAUUGUGGUUCUGUUGGUGAUCGGCAUCAUAGUAUUCGUAUGUGUGAUUGGAUGCAGAAAGUAUCAAAGUGAAAGGUAA